This is a messenger RNA of Penicillium daleae, 1194 nucleotides long. Its product is annotated as pyridoxal phosphate-dependent aminotransferase. Gene Ontology annotation, molecular function: transaminase activity; pyridoxal phosphate binding. The coding region runs from base 1 to 1194 and encodes 397 amino acids. The transcript has 6 exons. The record is from RefSeq and is a predicted model, not a curated record. Lineage: Eukaryota; Fungi; Ascomycota; Eurotiomycetes; Eurotiales; Aspergillaceae. Gene Ontology annotation, biological process: amino acid metabolic process; biosynthetic process.
AUGCAGGGUGAGCUUUCUGAGCGAGGGAAAGGCCUCGCCGCGCAGAGACCAUCUUUCCUCGCUGUAUUGAGUGACCUAUGGUCUCCGACAUCGAAUCCCGACGGAAUCCUACAAGCCAACGCACAUGCAUUGACAUACGGAGACGGAUUCAGCGGCUCGCACAAGCUCAAAGAAAGCCUUUGUCGCUUCAUGAACAGUCAAUUUUCUCCUCAGAGUACACUCUACCCCUCCCAUCUUGUCAUUACGUCUGGCGUUAGCAAUGCGAUCGAAUGUUGUGCCUGGGCUUUAGCCGAUCAUGGAGAUUUUGUUAUGGUCGGACGGCCGUAUUUCAAUGCAUUUAGGACGACCUUUGGAAUGCGGCCAGGGGCUAGGCUUACUGAUUUCAGUGUCCGGCUCCUGGAAGUCGAUUUUGGAGAAAUAGAUCCAUUCAGCAUGGCCGCAGUCCAACAGUAUGAAAGAGCACUUACUGAAGGAAAAAGCAGAGGCUUACGCAUUAAAGCUCUCAUAUUGUGCUCACCACACAAUCCCCUCGGCAAUUUAGGACGUUGCUACCCUGAGUCUGUCUUGAAAGAAUACUUGAAGUUCUGCUCGAGGAAUGGACUUCACGUUAUUUCUGACGAGAUCUACGCGUUGUCUGUCUGGGAUAACCCUUGUAUUCCUGAUGCCCCAGGUUUUAGAUCGAUCUUGUCCAUAAACCUAGAGGGGAUUAUUGACCCAAGCUUUGUACAUACUGAUUUCGGUGCAACCGGACUGAGGAUUGGCUGCUUGGUUAGUCAGUCGAAUAAGCUGCUUUUGGAGGCUGCGGAGGGCAUUUCCCUCUACAAUAUUCCAUCGAGCCUCGCAGACCAGAUUACCACAUCGCUCUUGCUAGAUGAUAGCUUCGUAACGAAGUAUAUUGCAAUCAAUCGGGCACGCUUGGCUGACAGCUAUCAUUUUGCGACAAAGACGCUACGAUCCCAUGGAAUUCCUUACCUUGAGUGCAACGCCGCGUUUUUCAUUUGGAUCAACUUGGGAGCUGUGGUAAAAGAUUCCACUGCCGAGGAUAUUCUUGGAAGGCUCCGGAAAGAGAAAAUUUACAUCGCCGCUGGGGAACAUUAUGGGGCGGAAGAAACGGGUUGGUUUCGGCUGGUUUUCUCGCACCCACUAAACGUUUUGGAGGAGGGACUCAAACGAAUGAUUCAGUCUAUUCAGUAA